CUUGUACCUGUAACCCGCUGGGCACUCUGCCCGGAGGAAGCACCUGUGAUGCGGACACAGGAAGGUGCUUCUGCAAACGCCUCGUGGACGGACAUAAAUGUGAUCAGUGUCUGCCGCAGCACUGGGGUCUGUCCAAUGACAUGGACGGCUGCAGACCAUGUGACUGUGAUCAGGGCGGAGCUGUCAACAACAACUGUGACCCUCACACAGGACAGUGUGUGUGCAGGGAGCACAUGUUUGGACGACGCUGCGAUAAGGUGGAGUCUGGCUUCUAUUUCAUCUCUCUGGAUCACUACACCUACGAGGCAGAGGAUGCCACGCACGGACCUGGUGUGACGGUGGUACCGAGGCCGUACCCUCUGGAUCGCAGUCCUACGUGGACCGGUAUGGGCUUUGCUAAUGUGCCAGAAGGAGCUUACUUAGAGUUCAACAUCGACAAUGUCCCAGAGUCCAUGGACUAUGACAUCCUUAUUCGCUAUGAGCCGCAG
This is a messenger RNA of Epinephelus lanceolatus (giant grouper), 488 nucleotides long. NCBI's taxonomy places the organism in Eukaryota, Metazoa, Chordata, Actinopteri, Perciformes, Serranidae. The record is from RefSeq and is a predicted model, not a curated record.